Cylicostephanus goldi is the source of this 696-nucleotide messenger RNA. The record is from the annotation of a GenBank genome assembly. NCBI's taxonomy places the organism in Eukaryota, Metazoa, Nematoda, Chromadorea, Rhabditida, Strongylidae.
AUGCCGGAGCUUCUCUAUCCGCCUGCACCUCGAACAAACGAUGUGAGCGGAUACUACUCUUACGGAUCAUACUGCAAAGAAGGAAAGCCGUUGCCGAGGGAUCUCCGAGACUUUGUGUCAGAUCAAAAUUCAAGAGGAACUAUAGUUGUGGCAUUUGGAACAAUUGUGCCUUGGGAUGCUGCUCCUUUGGAUAAGUUGCAGUCCUUCGUUGAUGUGAGUAACAUCCCAUCUGUUCCUUUUGCUCAGGCGCUCAACAAUUUUACCGAAUAUCGCAUUGUAUGGUCGUACAACGGAAGAAAGAUCAGUGUUGGAAAGCACAUCAAACUUUCUAAGUGGAUUCCUCAGAAUGAUUUGCUAUUACAUAGGAAGACCGUUCUAUUCAUAAGUCACGGAGGCCUUAAGAGCGUGAAAGAAGCAGCUUGUAGCGGUACUCCUUCACUUUUCAUGCCUAUGUUUGCCGAACAGAUGAGAAAUGCGUGGUUGGCAAAAAAUAAGGUGGGUUAUGCAGAGAUACUGAACAAAUUUCUUGUUUCAAAAGCUUACGUAGAGCAAAAGAUCAGCGAUGUACUAGGUGAUCCAAAGUACGCUGCCAGAGGAAAAGUACUAAAAGAGGUAGGUGAAAGACAGAAAAAGCUAAAAGAUAGUCGAGGCUUAGCAAAGCAGCAAGAAGAAAAAGACAACAAGACAACGAAACGC